AUGUUGUUGUGCCACUGCGUUUCGGCCUUGUGCGUUGCCAUGUGGACGGUCCCUCCGCCUUCUGGGAUGAAAGGCAAAACUUUCCACAUGGGGUUAAGGAAUAGACCCCUGUAUGAAGAAAAAGGGGAAGGCAGCAAGCCCUUUUUAUGUCCAACUUCCAAGACCCACGUUGCCAAAGCUGCGGCUGAAACGGAGAAACCACGCAGAAAACCACUCCCCCGGCCGUUUCAUAUCAAAUUAAGAAAAAACAAGCUUGCAGCCCGAGGGAUUCGAAAAAACGGAAAACGCCAGAAAGCCCAGAGGGCAGGGAAUAAAUAUUCUUGCCGACUUUUUCGGCCACGCCAUGCGAUAACAUGUUUUCUGGGGCUCCCUUUAAUUUGCAGAGGCAAACGCGCCACGAAAUUUAAAAGCGCGAACCAUAUCGCCCAUGGCUUUGUCUGGGGGGUGGGCGUUGGGUUUUCGCCGCGCCGACCCAAAGGAGCUUUACCCGCGCCAACGCCCGCCGAAAAAAAAAAAAAAAAAAAACCAACCCUGCAAUGCACGCCAAGGUUCAAAACAGCAGAGGUCCCGGUUCGCUCUGUGGAAACGUGCUUUUUGCUACGGAAAUUUCAUCUGGCGGUGCGGUGUCCCAACGGGUGA
Trypanosoma theileri is the source of this 639-nucleotide messenger RNA. RefSeq lists its product as uncharacterized. NCBI's taxonomy places the organism in Eukaryota, Euglenozoa, Kinetoplastea, Trypanosomatida, Trypanosomatidae. The transcript has a single exon. Bases 1 to 639 code for a protein of 212 amino acids. The record is from RefSeq and is a predicted model, not a curated record.